CAGACGUCUUCCGCCUUCCAGACGUGAAGCUGCACGAGAGCCGCGAGCGGCCCGCCGCGGCUUCUUCAAAACAAAAGCAGUACAACCUUCACCUUGGUGUCCCAUUCGCACCGUGUGCGGACCGUUCUCAUCGUUCUGACGGAUCGUUAGAGGAUUCCUCUCUGUGGAUGGCAGAAGAGAUGCCGGCUCCCUCUCAUGGAGCCGCAGUGUUCUUGGAGCUGAGGAGGAGGCUGCACAGCGGACUGCUCAUUAUCCGGAAAGAUGUGGCAGGAAGUCCCGCGGACGUGCAGGUGACGGGCGCCGAUUCCUCUCUCUGCGUCCGGACUCCAGGCAGCCAGCUGACCGUGACCUUGCCGGCAGGAGUCACCUUGGAGCAGGGGUCCUGCGUCCCGACGCCAGCGGGGGAGUCCGGCGCCGAGGAGCUCCACUUCAGACUGCGUAUCAACAUCAGGCAGAGCGCAGACGAAGAGCCCCCUGCCACCGUGAUGGAGACGCUCCGGGUGAAGGAGACUUAUUGCUUCCACUGCCAGGGCUGCUCGACCCGACUGCUGGAGGACAGAGCGUUCAAGCGAGUUCUUCCUCUCCCUCACUGCAACUGGAGUGCCAUCGUGGACGACUGGUGCUGCCACCCGGAUCCCUUCGCCAACAGGAAGCUGCUGCCCCGAGCCGAGGACUGCUUAGUGGGAGACACCUUCGUCCUCCUCGCCCGGGACGCCAGCUGCGGACAGACUCUGACCGAGGAAGCGAGUCCUGUCGGCACAGAGGACGGUCAAGAUCCAAAGAAACCCUGCCGUCGCCUGGCGCUUAUCUCCUGUGCAAGCUGUUCAUUAGUGCUGGGAGAGGCUGUCGCGCCAGGGACUCUGAAACUGUACAUCACACAGGUGGUGGUGGAGCCCGCUGUGGGAGACAGGAAGCCAGAAGCUUCACUUAACAGAUCUCGCUUCCUGGAGAGGACGGUAGCAGCCAGGCUGCGGGAGCUGUCGAACUCGCUGAGCACCUUCCACUUCUCGGUCCAGACCCCAGACGGAAAAGCCUUCUUGUUGCUCUGGUUGCUGAACAGCGACUCCGUCGUGGCGGCGGUCCGGGAGAGGCCGGUGGGAGACGAGGCGUCCGGCGGCCCGGCGCCCAGAGCCGGCGCAGCCCUGAAGCUCCUCUACGUCGUCUGCUCCGACUCGGGCUUCCAGCAGCGAGAAAUCAUAAGUACUUGGGAAGCCAGCGCCAUCGGCCAGCCCGUGGUGCUGCCGCUGGAGGUGUGCCAGGAGCUCCUGCGAGUGAUCUCCGACAGCAACGCCGCGCUUCCGGCCUCCAUGCGCAGCAUGAGGUCCUACGAGAUGGCGUACCUGCGACUGUGAGAUCACCCAUCAGCCUCCACUCCAACCAGCUCUUCUGGAGCGUUAUCGGAUCCAAGCAGCACCCUAUGGCGGCAGUUCUCCGAACAUGAGCGUGCCUUGUUGUAGUUAACAGUAACAUCCUGUAGUUUUCCAGCUCGGCUUGGAGAACGAGUUCACUGCAGCAAGCAUGCAAAGUCUCGUUUAAUAUUUGAAAAUGUGUUUCCCUGAGUGCCUCUGUUUGAGAAGUUUGUUUCCAUCACCUGCGGAUAGAGACAUGUUUAAACAGGAUCCUGUGUUAACACCUUUCCAGUAAAUAUCCAACUGGAAGAGGAGCAGAAUCAUUCUCAUAGAAUAGAUGUAGUGUGUAAUUACACCUGAUGAAUCAGCUUGUAUGUUUGUCUACUUUUUUUUUUACUCGACAAAUAUAACCAAACUGCUCUUU
Molecule: messenger RNA, 1773 nt
Organism: Salarias fasciatus (jewelled blenny)
Lineage: Eukaryota; Metazoa; Chordata; Actinopteri; Blenniiformes; Blenniidae
Gene: ube3d
Product: ubiquitin protein ligase E3D
Exons: 11
Coding region: 168-1352 (394 amino acids)
Biological process (GO): protein autoubiquitination; protein monoubiquitination; proteasome-mediated ubiquitin-dependent protein catabolic process
Cellular component (GO): ubiquitin ligase complex; cytosol; nucleus
Molecular function (GO): cyclin binding; ubiquitin protein ligase activity; ubiquitin conjugating enzyme binding
Source: RefSeq, a predicted model, not a curated record